AUGUCUGCCGUCAGUACCUCCAGAGCUAAGAAGCAUGAUCCGUUGUCGAAGAAAACUCCGGCCAACCCGAAAUACAGCCAUAUCGGACCGUCGGUUGACACAGGAGCAAGUGUGACAAAGUACAUGGCCAAGAUCGAAGAAAUGAAAAAAAAUUACCGAUUCAAAAGGGAUGAAAUCUUCAAACGAAUGAAAGUGACAACAUUUGUUCAGUUGUUGGUACAAGUUGCUGAUUAUGACCAGGAAGCCAGUUCAAAUUACACGAAUGGCCAAUAUACAGACAGGACAAACACAGAUGGACCCUACUCAGAUCGACCAGACACCGCUGACAGAGAGGUCCUGAAAAUCCAGGAGAAAGGAAAUUCUCCUCGCCUCACAGAACGGAAUGGGGGAGCUGGAGACACAGAUAGAAGUCGAUCCAAAUUACAGAAUGUUGUAACAGGUGAAGGGGAGAUUCGUGAAGAUAAACCACAGACUCUCAAGGUGACACACGACUGUCCGUACUUGUUACUGGAUGUAAGAGAUAAUGAUGACUACAAAGAGUGUCAUAUUAUAACAGCAAGGAAUUACCCAACGAUUAUGUUAUCAAGAGCUUAUGACUCUGACACCAAGGAAAUGCUUGCCUAUAAAAACCAAACUGGGAAGAUAAUUGUGUUGUAUGAUGAAGAUGAGACUUUAGCACAUAAUGCUGCAACAACUCUAGUUCAGAGAGGUUAUGACAAUCUGUUCCUUCUAUCAGGUGGCAUGCGAGUGGCCUAUAAAGCAUUUCCUGAUGGCCUGUUCACUGGCACUCCAAAACAGAGUGUGACUGAGGCCAAACAAGCUCCUACAGUAAAGGUUCCUGCAAGUAAAGAUAGAUUAUCUGAGGGAGACAUUGACAAGCUUCACAUGUACCUUGACAGUGCCCUCUCCGAUCGCAGUGUUGGUAGUCGGCUCUCCAAUGCCAGUACAUCAUCCAGUCGAAUUGGUGGAGCGUCACAAAUGUCCAAGGCCAGUAAACCAGAGUGGGCAGUGAAGAAUCGUGCUCCAUUCAAAUGACGAUCUGAUUGUCUUAGUGUUGUCAGGAUACCUGAUCAGUACGGUUAGUGAAAGUCUUGGACAGUCUCACAAGAUGAUGAAUGGACCCAUUGGUGUCAGAAGUACCUCAUAUAUAUAUUUAUACAGCAGUAGAAUGUGUGUGUGCCUUUACAAGCUGCAUCAACCUGUUAAAGAACAGAAGACCACCCAUCUGUUUCAUCUGUUAUACAGAUCACCAUGUAUGCAAUAAGUGUCAACUAUCUCAGAAACAUGAAAAGUCUUGAAAUUUGGUUUUUAUAUUGCAGAUUGCAUUGGUAAAUGAACAAAAUGUUCAUGGUUUUCGGGAAAAAAUCCAUCAUUGUCAAAAUCCUCAAAUACAAUACUUUAUGCAGAAAUGAGUAAGAUGCUGUUGGACUUACUAUAAAGUGUUGGAAUCUAUCAGGAUUUUUUAAUCUGACCAGCUGAGUAUUCUGAUCUCAUGUAGUUGUUGGUAAACUCCGUCCAUUGCUGAAAUUUAUUGAAAGGUUAUCAUGUAGAUUUAUCUCUUUAUCACAAGUUUUUAUUUACUACUGAAGAUUUAUCAGCUCAAAUCAAAUAUUAUUAACAUUUCAUUGAAAAUGAUGAGGGUAUGUAAGGCGUUGAUAUUGGAGGUUUUCUCAGCACUUAAGUAUAGAGCUGAUUAUUAACAACAUUGUGCGUGAUUGUAAGUAAGUGUGUAAGGUUAUCACAUCUGUAUUUGUGUCAUGAUGAAAUUUACAACAUGUACAAUGAGGAGGCUGUCUAUUUUUUUUAUUUAUGUUGUAUUAUAUUUCUUUGUUUUGACAAAUGUGUGACCUUGAUGUGAAAGGUUCUUACGGAGAUUUAUCUGCCCUUGCCUUUCUAUAACUUUUACUAUGCAAAUUUUAUCACUUGCAUGCAUCUCACGGCAUUUUGAAUAUCACUUGAUAAGAUUGAAUUUCACCAUAUUCUUGACUUUCUUGCUUAUCUAUACAUAAAAUUACCUAGGUAUACUCUAUAUUUUUUCUGUGUUUCCACUGCCAUUUAAAAUGAGAGUAUUAGAGGGAUGUUGAGAGUUGUGUAUUUAAUGUGUUAGAUGAGAAUUGUGUAUUUAAAGUAUUAGGAAAAAAAUUUGAAGACUGAGUAUUGUAGACAGUGUAAGUGUCAGUCCUUUAUCUUAACAAGAGAACUAUAUGCUGUUUUCUUCAGUUAAAGGAGGAUGGGAGGUGUGCAUUUUUUAUGUCCUUUAGUAUGAAUGAGAACUGUAAUUUUGUGUAAAUAGUACAUGAGAGGUUUCAGUGUUGCUCUGCUAUUACAGAGUAAAUGAGAGUUCAAAUGUUAUCAUUGGUUUAAAGGACUAAUAGCAGUGAGAGACGAGUAUUCCUCACAACAAAUGAUAUAUAUUUAUCAGCCAAAGCAACACAGAGACAAUGCUACAUUUGUAACAUCAUAAGUUAAACUAUUUCUAUCUCAAUCUGGCAAUUCAAGAGAUUUUUUUAUCAGUUGUAUUUUUUCCUGAAUAAUGAAAUAUUCUGACAGAUAUUCAUCUGAGAUUGCACUGUUCACAACCAAUUUAUAAAGGAUUGUUUUCAAUUAUUUUUUUUUAUUAUUAGUGAUGAAAAUUUAUCAAUAACUGAAGAAAAUGGUGAAAUCUUAAGAGUGCUGAUCUGAUUUUGUAGCUGUGAAUUAGUAACUCAUCUGUCAAAUUAAAAAAAAAAUGCAUCACUGAUAUUUGCAAAUUGUUGAAGGCUUGUAUAUUUUUAUCUGUACAUAAAUGUGAGCAUCGCUUAUAUGUUAUCAAUAAAUAUCAUUAUU
Molecule: messenger RNA, 2826 nt
Organism: Ylistrum balloti
Lineage: Eukaryota; Metazoa; Mollusca; Bivalvia; Pectinida; Pectinidae
Product: centrosomal protein of 41 kDa B-like
Exons: 12
Coding region: 1-1035 (344 amino acids)
Biological process (GO): protein polyglutamylation; cilium assembly
Cellular component (GO): ciliary basal body
Source: RefSeq, a predicted model, not a curated record